AUGCUCACGGAGUGUUCCAAGCGCCAUGAAAUGGCAAAUGCGACACAUUUCGCCUCCGUCGUCGCAGUAUCAGAUCAAGGACAAGGGCACCAAGAGAAUCUGCGGCAUAAACCUGCUGCAAGAUUAGAUAGGUGGCUUCCAUUGGUGCUCUUCCCUGAGAUAGUUGAUUUGGUUCCUGAUGUGGUAGAGUUUCCAUAUAGAGGAAGCCAGCUUGAUGAUGUGUGA
This is a messenger RNA of Thlaspi arvense, 225 nucleotides long. NCBI's taxonomy places the organism in Eukaryota, Viridiplantae, Streptophyta, Magnoliopsida, Brassicales, Brassicaceae. The record is from the annotation of a GenBank genome assembly.